AUGACGGCCGUUCUACCUCAAGGACUGAUCAAUGCCAAUCCCAAUGCCCAACAGUAUGCUCUCGAUGACUCCCAUGUCGAUAUCACCAAUGCUGAAGUGCUCAGCAAAUUUUGGAAAGUUUAUGCCAUUCAAAGCGACGCUACCCAGGACAACACCUCUGCGAGGUUGCGAAACCUGUUCUGGAGAGUAUGGAGCAAUCCAGUCCUCACCCAGUCCAUGACAUCUGCACGAUUGAUGCGCCUGUGGACUUUAUGCUCCCAAGACUUCGACUUGACCCCAAUUGAAAACAGUGCUAGACUGCCCCGCAGACUUAUCACACAGGGCCUCUUUAAUUCAGACCAGACUCCAAACACGCCCUCUCCAUUGUCUCCUACCUCUGAGAUCCAUCAGACAACGCAUUCCACUCCACGAGCUAAACCAAAUGUUGCACCUACUCUGCAAGAUUUCAGAUUUCCUUCCGGGACGGCGGAUACAGGAGACGAUGGUUCCCAUCCUUCUCUGGUGCACCCCAGCGGACACGGCCGAAAGCAGUCAGAAGAUACUUCGGGGUCUGCAUCCCACGCCACGUCCGAAUCGUCUGCGCGCCCGACUUUGAGUAGAACCACUAGCGGGGGACGACAGAGACUGCCUGUUCUGGCCACCGCUGGAAAGUCGAGGACAAGGCCUCAAAUCCCUCCAAGAAAAUCCAGUUCACAGAAGUCUCCGGCGGGUCCAAGUGCGCCCAAAUCUCCAAGGGCACAGCCAGAGGCUACUGCGGCCAAUCUCUCAAUUCAAGACGCCGGUGGAGUUGUCGGUCGGCUCUCUGCCAGAGGUCCGCCUCCUGGCUUACCAGUUGUGCCUUGUAUGUCUACCAGUGGACCGGCUUUCGCUCUUCCGUCUGCGUCUUCGUGGCAGAGCGUAGAUUCGGGUUCUGACCCUCCCCUAGCGACCACCGCCCCACAUCUGCCUACGUCUUCGGGAGAAUUGGUGGAGCCGGAUUUUCGGGGCAGAUUUGUCGAAACACAGAAGAAAAUGGCUAGCUCGACAAACCUUGCUGGACUGAAUCGCAUCAAGAAGACAGGUAGUGUUGUCCGCUUUGCAGAUGAGUUACCCCAAGAAUUGCGGAAGGGAAAGGAGAGGGAAAAGGAAGCCAUGUCCCCGGUUCGAGAUGAAAACCUCGGAUCUUCACGGUUGCGGACAAGCAUGUCCAGCCAAGCAGUCUCCGAUGAUGCCAAUGACGAUGACUCGUCUCUGGAGAAUAUGCAACUCCCACGCACCAAGAGCCAGCUGAGUCUUCUGAUUCAGAACAGAAGGGAUGAAACAGGAAGCUCGGAUAUCGGCCCUGAAACGGAAUCGCAGGACCCUAAAGGAAAAGGAAAGGAGAAGGAGAAGGCCCAAUCUAAGGAAGAGGAACUCCUGUCAAUGGGUCGACGUGAUGGCGUGACAAAGGCGGGCGGCAUCCAGGUACGCAAACAACACCGGAUAAGCGAAAUCGAAGAUCCUGGAUACAUGUCGCCGUCAAGCCCCGAGCCUUUGUUUUGA
Molecule: messenger RNA, 1521 nt
Organism: Fonsecaea multimorphosa CBS 102226
Lineage: Eukaryota; Fungi; Ascomycota; Eurotiomycetes; Chaetothyriales; Herpotrichiellaceae
Exons: 4
Coding region: 1-1521 (506 amino acids)
Source: RefSeq, a predicted model, not a curated record